Penicillium verhagenii is the source of this 372-nucleotide messenger RNA. It is a transcript of the gene lcl2, whose product is annotated as protein lcl2. NCBI's taxonomy places the organism in Eukaryota, Fungi, Ascomycota, Eurotiomycetes, Eurotiales, Aspergillaceae. The record is from RefSeq and is a predicted model, not a curated record. Bases 1 to 372 code for a protein of 123 amino acids. The transcript has 2 exons.
AUGAUGAGGUCUAUUCUCCAGACUGUGUGGGCUCUUUUCAUGCUAGUGGCUGUUGCCCAGGCCCAGUUCAACUUCUUCGACCAGAUGUUUGGGAACAACCAACAACAGCAAGGUCAUCGCCAAGGCCCCCAGGAUGUCCCAAGCGAUAGUGUUCGGUACCAGAACUCUUGGAGUCAAGCUCAAUGCAGCAACUACCUUUGCCCUGGAACCCUCGCUUGUGUGAGCGUCCCACAUCAUUGCCCAUGCCCACACCCCGAUGUCGAAGAAAAGGUGGAACUAGGAGAAGGCAGUGCGAUCUGCGUGUCGAAAGGGGGAUUUAAAGCGGGCGAAGCGCUACGGAAAAUCGAAUUGGCUCGCAAGGGACUGCUGUGA